AUGCCACCACUUGAACCUUUCGCAACGCAGUCCAUUAUUUUGAAUACGACAUCGAAUAUAGAAGAGUUUUUAAACGAUGAUCUCGUAUCAAUUCAACAUAAAUUAAAUGCAAUUCCAACAAAAGAAACUGUUCCUUCGAUUCUUGAAAUCAAAAAAAAUAUCCCAAGUAAAUUCUUUGCCCCUUCACUCUUUCAAUCAUUUAAAUAUGUGGCAUGGGAUCUUUGCGUGAUAUCGUUAAUAUUCGCCGCCUAUUACUUGUUAGAUAAUUUAGCAUUUAUCCCAUCCCCAGUUAAAAACUUGGUUCUUCUUGUUUAUGCCUUUUUCCAGGGUACAAUGUUUUGGGCGGUUUUUGUUUUAGGUCAUGAUUGUGGACAUGGAAGUUUUAGCAAAUAUCCAUGGAUCAAUGAUACAGUCGGUACAUUCCUUCAUAGCUUAAUCCUCGUUCCGUAUACCACAUGGAAAUUAAGUCAUCGACAUCAUCACAAGAACACGGGAAAUAUUGAUAAAGAUGAAGUUUAUUAUCCGUUACGUAAAUCGGAAGCACUUAAAAUGACAGGGGAGAAUCAAGAGACGAAAUUGGUUCCUUAUUUCGCGUUUGGAAUCGGUUGGUUGAUUUAUUUGAUUGGAGGCUAUGGAACGAGAGCGACAUCUCAUGUGAAUCCUUUUCAUCUACUUUUCAAAAACAAUCGUGCUGGAGCUUUCACCUCGAUUAUUUGUGUAAUCCUUGGACUGGGUUUUUUAUAUCGUGCGUCAACAAUCUACGGUGCUUGGAAUAUUAUACGAUAUUAUUUUCUCCCGUGGAUUGUUUUCGCAAGUUGGUUAGUAAUCACAACUUUUCUUCAUCACCAUGGUGUAGAAGAAAAUCUCAACUUACCCUGGUUCUCGGAUGACAAAUGGUCGUAUGUUCUCGGAAAUCUUUCCUCAGUCGAUCGUGAUUAUGGUUUUUUGCAUGACGUAACUCAUUCGAUCGGGACUCAUCAAGUACAUCACUUAUUCCCCGCGAUUCCUCAUUAUUAUCUGAAGGAAGCGACCACAGCAUUUCAAGCACGGUACCCGAAAUACGUGCGAGAAUCUGGUGAACCGAUAUUGCGGACUUUCAUGAAUACGUUUAAUGCCUUUAAAUCUCAGUACAUCAUUCCAGAUGAUACUAAAGUUUUUCUGUAUAGUGAUCCUAAAAAACAAGAAUGA
Ambispora gerdemannii is the source of this 1188-nucleotide messenger RNA. The record is from the annotation of a GenBank genome assembly. Lineage: Eukaryota; Fungi; Glomeromycota; Glomeromycetes; Archaeosporales; Ambisporaceae.